GCAGCUAGGGAGCCAGUGAGCAGAUAAGCCUGGGCCUAGAAUAAGUUUAUUAGGCACAGAGAAAGGGGACAGCAGAGGAGGUAGGAAGUGGAGGUCUUUCAAAAUCUCACAGACAAUGAAGAGCCAUGAGGUUUUUUGAGAGAGGAAUGACUCUUCAAAGCCAGCAUUUUAUCAGGUGGCUGAAGGAGGAUUCUGUGAGUUUGAGACUGUUCUGAACUACAGAGUUGAGAAUUUUGUCUACAAACAAGCAAACAGCCUCAGCACUUUGGUGACCCGAGCUUACCCGAGAACUGGUGAUGUGUGUCCUGCUCUCGCUGCUCCUGCUGACCUCUGUCUUCUCACUAGGCCAGGCCACAUGGGGCGUCUCCAGUCCCAAGGAUGUGCAGGGCCUGAAGGGCUCCUGCCUGCUCAUCCCCUGCAUCUUCAGCUUCCCCGCCAAUGUACCAGUGCCUCACGGCAUCACUGCCAUCUGGUACUAUGACUACUCGGGCAAGCGGGAGGUGGUGAGCCACUCAAGUGACCCCACGCUGGUGGUGGAGCGCUUCAGGGGCCGAGCUGAGCUUCUGGGGAACGUGGAUCACAAGGAGUGCAACCUGUUUCUCAAAGACCUACAGCUGGAGGACUCUGGCUCCUACAACUUCCGCUUUGAGAUCAGUGAAGGCAACCGCUGGUCAGACAUCACAGGCACCUCGGUCACUGUGACAAAGGAACCCAGCGCCCCCACUAUUACCAGAGCAGGAGAGCUGCGCGAGGGUGUGGAGGUGAACUUCAACUGCUCCACGCCCUACGUGUGCCUGCAGGAGCAGAGCAGCCUGCAGUGGCGAGGCCAGGACCCCACGAGUUCUGUCACCUCCAGCACCCAGCGCCUCGAGCCCACUGGCGUCCGUCGCCAGGAGACCCUCCACACAGCCCUCUCCUGGCAGGACCACGGCCGGACCCUGACCUGCCAGCUCUCAGUGGCCACGCACAGUAGUCAGAAGGAGCUUUACCUGCAAGUGCUCCACGCCCCCAAAGGCGUGGAGAUCUUCCUCAGCUCCUCAGGAAGGAACAUCCUCCCAGGGGAUCUAGUCACACUCACCUGCCGGGUGAACAGCAGCUACCCCGACGUCAGUUCUGUGCAGUGGGCCAAGGAUGGAGUGAGCCUCCCGGCUGACGGGCGUGUGCUGCAGCUCUCCUCAGCAACCUGGAAUGAUUCUGGGGUCUACACCUGUCAAGCGACGAAUAACGUGGGCUCUCUGUUGUCGCCCCCGCUCAGCCUCCAUGUCUUCAUGGCCGAGGUCAAGAUGAGCCCAGCGGGGCCCAUAUUGGAAAACGAGACCGUGACGCUGCUCUGCCACACCCCCAAGGAGGCACCCCAGGAGCUCCGCUACAGCUGGUACAAGAACAAUGUUCUCCUGGAGGACGCCCACGCCCCCACUUUGCACCUGCGCGCGGUCACCAGGGCCGACACCGGCUUCUACGUCUGUGAGGUGCGGAACACCCAGGGCAGCGAGCGCUCCGGCCCAGUGAGCGUGGUGGUCAGACAUCCACCCCUCACUCCAGACCUCACUUCCUUCUUGGAGACGCAGGCUGGAUUCGUGGGUAUCUUCCAUUGCUCUGUGGCCAGUGAGCCCCUGGCUACGCUGGUGCUGUCACACGGAGGCCUCACCUUGGCCUCCAGCUCUGGAGAAAACGACUUCAACCCUCGAUUCAGCAUGUCCUCUGCCCCCAACUCCCUGCGCCUAGAGAUCCGGGACUUGCAGCCAGCGGACAGCGGGGAAUACACGUGUUCAGCCACCAACUCCCUUGGAAGCGCAACUUCCAGCCUGGACUUCCAUGCUAACGUGGCCCGACUCCUCGUCAGCCCUUCAGCAGAGGUUGUGGAAGGGCAGGCCGUGACUCUGAGCUGCAAGAGUGGCCUGAGCCCAGCACCUGACACUCGCUUCUCCUGGUACCUGAACGGAGCUCUGAUUCUCGAGGGAUCCAGCAGCAGCCUCCUGCUUCCCGAGGCUUCCAGCACUGAUGCUGGCUCAUACUACUGUAGAGCGCAGGCUGGCCCCAACGCCAGUGCCCCCUCCCGGCCUACUGUCCUCACUGUGUUCUACCCCCCAAGAAAGCCCACAUUCACUGCCAGACUGGAUUUGGAUGCCUCUGGAGCGGGGGCUGGACAUCGUGGCCUCCUCUUGUGCCAGGUAGACAGCGAUCCCCCAGCCCAGCUACGGCUUCUCCACAAAGGCCGUGUUGUGGCCACUUCUCUGCCGUCAAGUUGUGGGAGCUGCUCCCAGCACACAAAAGUCAGCAGAGCCUCCAACUCACUGCGUGUGGAGAUCCAGGACCCAGUGUUAGAGGAUGAGGGCGUGUACCUGUGUGAGGCUAGCAACACACUGGGCAACUCCUCUGCCUCAGCCAUCUUCAAUGCUAAGGCCACUGUCCUGGUUGUCUCACCAUCGGACACACUGCGAGAGGGCGCAGAGGCCAACCUAACUUGCAACGUGAGCCAGGAAGUUGCCAUCAGCCCUGCCAACUUCUCCUGGUUCCGGAAUGGAGCGCCAUGGACCCAGGGACCACUGGAGACUGUGAGGCUGCAGCCCGUGGCCAGGACUGAUGCUGCCGUCUAUGCCUGCCAACUCCUCACAGAGGAUGGGGCUCAGCUCUCGGCUCCUGUGGUCCUAAGCGUGCUGUAUGCCCCAGAUCCUCCAAAGCUGUCAGCCCUCCUGGAUGUGGCUCAGGGCCACAUGGUUGUGUUCAUCUGCACCGUGGACAGCUACCCCAAGGCUCAACUGUCUCUAUUCCGUGGGGAGCACCUCCUGGCCACCAGCUUGAAACCCCAGCGUCCAUCCCAUGGCAGAGUCCAGGCCAAGGCCACAGCCAACUCCCUGCAGCUAGAGGUCCGAGAACUAGGCCUUGAGGACUCUGGAAACUACCGCUGCGAAGCUACAAAUGCUCUCGGAUCAGCCAACAGUUCGCUCUUCUUCCAGGUCAGAGGAGCCUGGGUCCAGGUUUCACCAUCACCUGAGCUCCAGGAGGGCCAGGCUGUGGUCCUGAGCUGCCACGUGCCCGCAGGGGUCCCGGAGGGGACCUCAUACCGCUGGUAUCAGGAUGGCCGCCCCCUCCAGGAAGCAACCUCAUCCACACUCCACAUUGCAGCCAUAAGUCUGAGGCAAGCUGGUGCCUACCAUUGCCAAGCUCAGGCUCCAGACACAGCUACUGCCAGCCUGGCUGCCCCCAUCAGCCUCCAUGUAUUCUACACCCCACGCCACGCCACACUGAGCGCCCUGCUGAGCACAGACCCUGAGCGAGUCGGCCUCCUGGUGUGCAAGGUACGCAGUGACCCGCCAGCUCAGCUGCGGCUCUUUCACCGGGAUCACCUUGUGGCCUCUACCCUCCAAAGCCCGGAGGAACUGGCAAGCAGCGAUCCCCGGCUGCGGGUGACCGUGAGCGCCAAUGAGUUACGCCUGGAGAUCCGCUCCACAGGGCUGGAGGAUGGCGGCACCUAUACCUGUGAGGCCACCAACACACUGGGCCAGACCUCUGCUACCGCUGACUUCGAUGCCCAGGCUGUGCGUGUGACAGCGUGGCCCAAUGCCACGGUGCAGGAGGGGCAGCAGGUGAACCUGACCUGUGUGGUAUGGAGCACCCACCAGGCCUCGCUCCGCUACACAUGGUACAAGGGCGGGCAACAGCUCCUCGGUGCCAGUUCCAUCUUCCUGCCCAAUGUUACCGUUAUGGACGCCACCUCCUACCGAUGUGGUGUGGGGCUCCCUGGCCAAGCACCCCACCUCUCCAGACCUGUCACCCUGGAUGUCCUCUAUGCUCCCCGAAGCCUGCGGCUGACCUACCUCCUGGAGACCCAGGGCAGGCAGCUGGCCCUAGUACUGUGUUCUGUGGAUAGUCGGCCACCAGCCCAGCUAACUCUCAGCCACGGUGGCCGCCUCCUAGCCUCCUCGACUGAAACUUCUGUCCCCAACACCCUGCACCUAGAGCUUCGGGACCCAAGGCCUAGAGAUGAGGGACUCUAUAGCUGCUCCGCCCACAGCCCACUGGGCAAGGCCGACACAUCCCUGGAGCUUCGGCUGGAAGGUGUACGGGUGAGGAUGAAUCCGUCUGCUUCUGUGCCUGAGGGGAAGCCUGUCACGGUGACCUGUGAGGACACUGCUGCCCUCUCGCCCGCCCUCUAUGCCUGGUUUCACAACGGCCACUGGCUUCAGGAGGGGCCGGCUUCCUCCCUCCAGUUCCUGGCGACCACACGGGCUCACGCUGGCGCGUACUUUUGCCAGGUGCAUGACAGUCAGGGCACACGCAGCUCCAGACCGGCCACCCUGCAAAUCCUCUAUGCCCCUCGGGAUGCCGUCCUGUCUUCCUUUCGAGACUCGAGGACCAGGCUCUUGGGCGUGAUACAGUGCACGGUGGACAGCGAACCACCCGCUGAGCUGGUCCUAUCCCACAAUGGCAAGACGCUAGCUGCCAGCCACGGACCUCACAGCUCCGCAUCAGGGAUAGGCGGCAUCCAGGUAUCCCGAAAUGCUCUGCGGCUACAGGUGCAGGAUGUGACUGUAGGCGGUGGCAGCGACUAUGUUUGCACAGCCACGAACGCACUCGGUUCCAUCAGUACCACCCAGACGCUCCUGAGGGAGACCGAUGUACACGUGCUGGCUGAGCCAGGUUUGGACGUGCCAGAGGGCACAGCCCUGAACCUAAGCUGCCACCUCCCUGGUGGCUCUAAGCCCAUGGGCAACUCUACCUUCACGUGGUUCUGGAAUCGCCACCCACUACACGCAGCUCCUGGGCCCACACUCUCCUUUCCCCAGGUGGCCCGGGCUCAGGCUGGGCUGUAUCACUGCAGGGCUGAGCUCCGCACUGGCUCCGCCACCUCUGCUCCGGUCAUGCUCCGUGUUCUCUAUCCUCCCACGAUACCCACUCUGACGGUGUUUGUGGAGCCUCAGGGUGGCCUCCGGGGCAUCCUUGACUGUCGAGUGGACAGUGAGCCCCCAGCAAGCCUCACCCUCCACCUGGGCAGUCAACUAGUAGCCUCCAACCAACCCCAGGGUGCUCCUGCCCAGCCGAACCUCCGCAUCUCCUCCUCCCCCAAUGCCCUGAGACUGGACACGGAGGAGCUUGGACCCAGCAAUCAGGGGGAGUACGUGUGCACUGCCUCCAAUGCCCUGGGCUCCGCCUCCGCCUCGGCCUACUUUGGGACUGGAGCCCUGCACCAGCUCCAGCUGUUCCAGCAGCUUCUCUGGGUCUUGGGAGUUCUUGCUGGCUUCCUGUGCCUGCUUCUGGGCCUGGGGGCCUGGCACACCUGGAGAAAGAAGCAUUCUAAUAAGCUGAAUGUGAACGAGAACUCAACAGAGAUGGUCACUCAGAAAGACACUAUCCAGGAUCCUGUUGUGGACUCGGCCCUAGGACUUUUGACGUUGAAGAAGAGCGGCAUUAUCCAGCUAGGCUCUGACUCAGUGUCCUGGGCCAUUCUGAUUUUGAGUUUCCUGAAAGGAGGAGUACUCCUUACAUGCUGCACCAGCUCUUUCAAGACCAAGGGGCAGACAGGGUGUUAGCAGCACCCUUGUCCCUGCUCUGGGCACAUGACAAUGUGUGCACGUCACGCAAAGUGAACAAGUACACAUUCCGUGGGCUCCCGAGCUCCAGUGCCUGUUAACACAAUUGAGCAUCACCAAGAGGGAGCGAAGCGUUCCUGAGAGGUCAGGGAUGGAGGGGAACCGGGUCUACAGUGGCUGGAGACUCCCGCUGUAGCCUGGCAGUAGAUGGUAAAAGGAACAAAGGGCCAGGGGCUGAGAGCCUGAAGAAGUCGGAGGAGCUAGAAGGUCCGGAAUAAAUUGGGAAAGGGAAAACUGUGGAGCCGAGGCUCUGCUCUUGCUUGUUCUAGGCUUACUUUCUUCCUUCUCUUCCCUUCCCUUCUUCUGCCUUCCUUCUGUCCUUUCUUCCUUUUCUUUUCUUCCUUUCUUUUUUCUUUCCUCUCUCCCUCCCUCCCUUUCUUCCUUCCCACCCCAAUUCCCAGACAAGGUCCCAUGUAGCUCAAACUGACUUCAGUCUCAUUAUGUAUCUGAAAAUGGAUGACCUUAAACUUCUGAUCUUCCUCAGGCCCCAUUUUCUUUUGUGCCUGAAUGCCAUACUUUCUCUGGGAUCUUUCCAGCAUAUUCCUCCAAUAAACCUCCAUUCCAGG
Messenger RNA from Psammomys obesus (fat sand rat), 6157 nucleotides. It is a transcript of the gene Siglec1, whose product is annotated as sialic acid binding Ig like lectin 1. Bases 297 to 5531 code for a protein of 1744 amino acids. The record is from RefSeq and is a predicted model, not a curated record. The transcript is spliced from 23 exons. Lineage: Eukaryota; Metazoa; Chordata; Mammalia; Rodentia; Muridae.